Lycium barbarum (goji berry) is the source of this 1849-nucleotide messenger RNA. RefSeq names its product probable sodium/metabolite cotransporter BASS1, chloroplastic. Bases 96 to 1328 code for a protein of 410 amino acids. Gene Ontology annotation, cellular component: membrane. NCBI's taxonomy places the organism in Eukaryota, Viridiplantae, Streptophyta, Magnoliopsida, Solanales, Solanaceae. The transcript is spliced from 7 exons. The record is from RefSeq and is a predicted model, not a curated record.
GACCAAGUACUAAAAAGGAAGAGAGUAUAAUGGAUGAGUGAUUAGCAGAACAGUCACUUUGUGUCAACACAACAUUCACUAAGCUGGGAAAAAAAAUGCAGGCUUUUGUGUCAACACCAAGUACUAGAACAACCUGUUACAUCAAUCAUACAAGAUUUAUACACAACAACAAUCAAUAUCACACCUCCAAAAAUUUCCCCCUUUUUUCUUCACAACCCACUAAAUCUCUUCACUUAAACUCCCAUUUACCUUCAUUUCCAUCACCAAAUCUUGUUUUAAAUAAAAAACCCAACCCCAUUCCACCACUUCUGUGUGCAAAUUCAUCAAAUGCAAUUACUUCAAAUGAUGAUGAUGAUAAUAAUGAAAUCAAGAAAAGCAUUGGGGAUUGGAUCCAAAGUAUUGGUGAAGGGAUAUCUGUGUUGUUUCCUUUAUGGGUAGCUUUGGGUUGUUUAAUUGGGCUGGUCAAACCUGGUUCAUAUAAUUGGGUUAAACCACAAUGGACAGUUAUGGGUAUUACAGUUACUAUGCUUGGUAUGGGAAUGACACUUACUUUUGAUGAUCUUCGUGCUGCUUUAGCAAUGCCUAAACAGUUGUUCUGUGGUUUUCUCCUUCAGUAUUCGGUGAUGCCUUUAACAGGAUAUUUUGUUAGUAAGCUGUUAAACUUGCCGUCUCAUUAUGCAGCAGGCUUGAUAUUGGUUGGCUGCUGUCCUGGAGGGACGGCAAGUAACAUUGUCACUUACAUUGCACGUGGAAAUGUGGCGCUUUCAGUUUUGAUGACUGCUGCAAGUACCCUAUCAGCUGUGGUGAUGACCCCUUUUCUAACAGAGAAACUUGCAGGGCAAUUUGUUGCAGUUGAUGCAGCUGGGCUUUUCAUGUCCACUUUACAGGUGGUGCUUCUUCCUGUAUUAGGUGGUGCAUUUCUGAAUCAAUAUUUCAAAAGCUUUGUCAAAAUCGUGUCUCCAUUGAUGCCACCUAUUGCCGUAACAACUGUUGCAGUGCUUUGUGGAAAAGCAAUUGCACAGAGUUCUUCUGCAAUUCUUAUGUCAGGUCAAAAAGUUGUCUUAGCUACUGCUCUUCUUCAUGCAUCUGGCUUCUUCUUUGGCUAUGUACUCGCAAGGAUUCUUGGAGUUGAUGUAUCAUCCUCAAGGACAAUAUCUAUUGAAGUCGGCAUGCAGAACUCGGUUCUUGGAGUAGUUCUAGCUACUCAGCACUUUGGUAAUCCACUUACUGCAGUGCCGUGUGCAGUUUCUAGUGUAUGUCACUCGAUAUUUGGCAGUGCCUUGGCUGGAAUUUGGAGGCGUUCUAUUCCAGAUAAAGUGCAGAACUGAGUCACUCUCUUGGUAUAUCUUAGCAAUUGUGAAUCUGAGAUUGUAGCUUUUCACAGACUGAUACAUCAAGCUUGGUAGUCGGUGGAAUUGGAGGGUCACUUUUUUCUUUUUAGAAGUUCAUAGUGUUCAUGUCUGGAGAAUCAGCAAUUAACCUGUCGAUACUAGAACCAAUUUUAUUUUUUUGGCGGUGAUUUCGGAGAUGCUCCAGGAAACUUUGAAUUCUCGGAACACUGGUAAAUCUGCUCGAAGGAAGAAAUUAAUCAAUUAUGCAGAGACUCGCCUACUUAAUAUCUUGAUUAUUGGCAGGAAAUUUUGCCCGCAUUUGAGCUCCAAGCCUUGUUCACGUAAUGAUCGCGUGGGGUGACUUUUGAUCUCAUAUGUUGGUGUAAAGAGAGUAAGAGCAGUCUUGUGUUAGUGUUUCGUUAUCUGGCAAAUUGAAACAAACGAUGUUUUUUCUUAGAAUGGUGAAGAAGACAAUUUCUACUAUGGUAUAAAGAGUUGGUUAAGUUUUGAGAAACAAA